AUGUUAUCCUCCAUCCUCCUAGUGUCGGCCAGUGCUGUGCUCACAACACAAUCACCUCUGCUAUCGAGCCUCGAAACACGACAGUUGACCGCACAAACCAUAACAGUAUCCGAGACGACACCAAGCGGCGCGAGCGAUAUUGUCGAUCAUGGGUACCCUGGAUUCGCCAUGAGCCAGCACUCGUUCCACGAAUAUGCCGGGAACGCUUCAUCACCAAACACUUUCUCAGCGAACCUCAUCCAAGAAGUGGCGAGUAGAACAGGGUCUAGCGUUCACAUCCGAGUAGGUGGAACAUCUGGAGACUUUUCGGUAUACAAUGCCACCCAGACAGUGGCACUUCAGCUACCACCGGGUGCGACGCCAGGCGGGAUCCCACGAGGCAUGCUACUGGGCCCUGUCUGGUUUCAAGGCUUCGCCAAUCUACCGGCGAAGUUCACAUACAUGGCACAUUUUGGCAACAACGGUGUCGGCCAGAAAGACAAUGCCGCGGCUGCAGCCCAGCAGGCGUUCAAGAACAUUGGCUCGAAUCUGGAUGCCCUCGAAGUCGGCAACGAAAUCGACUUCUAUCCAAGCGGCAACCGACCUGGAAACUAUAACAUGUCAACAUAUCUGUCAGAGUGGAAGGACUAUGCGACGGCGGUCAAGAAUGCCACUGGAUCAACCUUCAGCAUGCAAGCAGCUGGCUACUACUCACCGCUCAACACGUACUGGUCAACGCCAAAUACUUUCGGCGCCAAUGGCCAAGGCAGUGCCGACGCACAAGGCUUCAAUGUCGCGAGUAUGGCUCUGCAUCACUACAUGGAUGGCGGACCAGUACCCUCCAGCGCCCUCCAGUCGAACUACAUGAAUCACACGCGCAUAGCACAGCAGCUCGACACGUUCAAGCCAGCCGUCGCGUGGCUCAAGGCCAACAAGCCAAAUAUCCCGCUUCACCUCGCUGAAGUCAACAGCAACACAUACAGUUCAGGCAAUGGUGAUACCCUUGGCGUGUUUGGAAGUGCAUUGUGGCUGGCGGACUACAUGAUCUACGGCAUGACGCUGAAUUUCAAGCGCAUGAAUGUCCAGCAAUCUACGGGCUUCAGCUACACAUCGUGGAGAGGCGUCGACUACUUCGGGCUUCCAGCAGCCGUGCUCCCACCAUACUACGCGCAUCCGUUUGUCGCCGACAUUAUUGGGAGCACGGGCGACAUUCGGAUUGUGGACUUGAAGCUCGGUCAGGACAUGUUCUCCGGCUAUGCCGUCUACGAUGCUAGCACCAACAAGAUCAAGCGAAUCGUGCUGCUCAACUUGCAGACCUGGAAGACCACGAGCGGCACUACAAGGCCUUCGAAGGCGAUCACACUUUCUGUCGGCAGCACUUAUACUGCAUCGGUCAAGAUCGACAAGCUAACUGCGCCUGGAGCGGACACGGCGGAUUCGAGCAAGAUCUCAUGGAAGGGUGCGAGCUGGACUUAUGCCAGUAAUGGAAAGCCUGUACAAGGAGCGAGCACGUCGAUCAAUGUGCGAGGGAACAAGGGCAAGAUAGGCCCCAUCACCGUCAGAGCCAGUGAGGCUGUGGUGGUCAACUUAUGA
Fulvia fulva is the source of this 1572-nucleotide messenger RNA. Its product is annotated as Beta-glucuronidase. The transcript has a single exon. The coding region runs from base 1 to 1572 and encodes 523 amino acids. The record is from RefSeq and is a predicted model, not a curated record. Lineage: Eukaryota; Fungi; Ascomycota; Dothideomycetes; Mycosphaerellales; Mycosphaerellaceae.